This is a messenger RNA of Polypterus senegalus (gray bichir), 542 nucleotides long. It is a transcript of the gene cmc4, whose product is annotated as C-x(9)-C motif containing 4 homolog (S. cerevisiae). NCBI's taxonomy places the organism in Eukaryota, Metazoa, Chordata, Cladistia, Polypteriformes, Polypteridae. The transcript is spliced from 2 exons. Bases 97 to 339 code for a protein of 80 amino acids. The record is from RefSeq and is a predicted model, not a curated record. Gene Ontology annotation, cellular component: mitochondrial intermembrane space.
UGCAGGCCUGUCAGUGAGCGGUGACGCGAUCAUCUGAUGACGAGUUAAAUUUAAAACGCCUGAAAGCACGAAACACGUUUAUAUAUUUAUUCAUGUAUGUAUGUAUUUAUUUAUUUAUUUAUUUCAGCUCAGUAUUGUGCAAUGCCUGAGAAAGACCCCUGUCAGAAGCAAGCAUGUGAGAUCCAGAAGUGUUUACAAGCCAACAGAUACAUUGAGAGCAAAUGUGAACACGUGAUAAGAGAAAUGCAGCGGUGCUGUGCUACACAUUCAGCAGACAAAUCUGUGUGUUGUUCUGGAUUCAAAAAAGAACAGGUAGAAGACAAAACAAAAAACAAAUGAUUAUUACUUCUGCAUUGGACAUUAAGUUAUGCAAGUGUUAGACAUUUUCUAUUUAAAUAAAAAUGUAAAAAACAAAAAUUGUAAAAUCUUUUUGGAUUUAUUUAAAUCCUUACUAUUAUCAUUUUUUAACAUUACAAUUGUGUCUUACUAUAAUGACCAGCACAAUAACUUACUUUGGCAAAAAAGUGAAAAGUACAAAAAAU